Molecule: messenger RNA, 1035 nt
Organism: Ramularia collo-cygni
Lineage: Eukaryota; Fungi; Ascomycota; Dothideomycetes; Mycosphaerellales; Mycosphaerellaceae
Product: related to mouse KIN17 protein
Exons: 1
Coding region: 1-1035 (344 amino acids)
Biological process (GO): DNA replication; DNA damage response
Cellular component (GO): nucleus
Molecular function (GO): double-stranded DNA binding
Source: RefSeq, a predicted model, not a curated record
AUGCCGAAAGCAGAGGUGGGCAGCACCAAAUAUGUCGCGAACAAAAUGAAGGCAAAAGGCCUGCAGCGCCUGCGAUGGUAUUGCCAGAUCUGCGAGAAGCAGUGUCGCGACGAGAACGGCUUCAAACAGCACACACAGUCAKAAGGGCAUGUACGCGCCAUGUUGCAAGUGGGCGAGGACCCCAGAAAAGUCAUCAAUGAUUACAGUCGCCAGUUUCAGCGAGAUUUCUUACAGUUGCUUCGCACAGCGCAUGGUGAGAAGAAGGUGCACAUGAACAAUUUCUACCAGGAGUACAUUCGCGAUAAGGAGCACGUGCAUAUGAACGCUACGAAAUGGCCGAGCAUGACGGAGUUUGCGAAGCACCUGGGUCGGGAAGGUAUUUGCAGAGUGGAGGAGGGUGAUCGAGGGUUGGAAAUUCAGUGGAUUGACGACAGCGCCGAGGCAAUUAGGCGGCGGGAGGAUAUCAAGAAGAAAGAGAGGCUGAUCAAAGGAGAUGAAGAUAUUGAGAGCAGGUUGCUGGCACAACAGAUCAAGCGGGCGAAAGAGGCAGAGGCCGCAAAAGCAGUACACAGGACGGUUGAGACGCCACAGGUUACAAAUGGUGAUGCUGAGAAAAUUGCACCUUUGGAACCGAUCAAGGUCUCUGUCAGCCUCAAAGCGAAAGGUCCCGCAAAGCCCUCUACAUCAGAAGCGCCUGCGGAAGAUGCACCAGUCGCAAUCGAUACAUUCUCCACUGUCGAGCAACCUGCAGAGAAGGCAGCGGCAAGUGAUAUGCCGCAGGAAGCAGAGCAGUCGAUCCAGGAAGAAACCGAGAAGCCAGAGGCGCCUGUGAAGAUGUCUUUGUCCCUGGCGAAGAAGAAGGCGGCAAAUCCUCUGGCAAAAAAGAACCCGUUUGCCAAGAAGAAGGAUGCCUUCGUACCGGAGCCCGAAAAGAAGAUGAGCAAUGCAGAGCGUAUCAUGAAGGAGGAACUUGAACGCAAGCGUGCUGCUGAAGAGCGCGGAUACGGCGGGUCAAAGAGGCCGCGAUUCAAUUGA